Molecule: messenger RNA, 357 nt
Organism: Lichtheimia ornata
Lineage: Eukaryota; Fungi; Mucoromycota; Mucoromycetes; Mucorales; Lichtheimiaceae
Exons: 1
Coding region: 1-357 (118 amino acids)
Biological process (GO): chromatin organization; negative regulation of transcription by RNA polymerase II
Cellular component (GO): pericentric heterochromatin
Molecular function (GO): chromatin binding
Source: RefSeq, a predicted model, not a curated record
AUGGAAAAACGAGCAUACGCACCGCACGAAUUGAAACCUGCUAUCGUCUCACAAGAAUUUAUUGCCGAGAAAAGAUAUGUGGUUGACAAGAUUAUGGGACACCGUAAGGACCCUGAGGCACCACAUCAAGAUCAAUACCUGGUACGAUGGAAAGAUUAUACGUCCGAAGACGACACCUGGGAACCACCAGAAAGCUUUGAUGAUCCAGGCAUCAUGCAUAAAUAUUGGCGUCAAAAGAAGAAGCAGCUUCCUGCUCAUCUCCUCCAAAACAACAAUAACAGCAAUAAGCGAAAACGCGGCAUACAACAAACAAAAUCAAACAAGCGUCUUGCAUCAUCUAAAACAUCCCGCCGCUAA